CUGAGACAGGGUAAAAUACCCCUCUUGUCAUCUAUAUAUGAUAUUUCCUUUACAUAUGCAAAGAACAAUACGCAACCGUAGCCUAAUAAAAACGCCCAAAAAUAAAAUCUUUGCUGCCCUCCGGGCUUAGUUUUUUCCCACCAUCCCCACCUCUUUCUCUUUCUGCAUUUUAUCUUCAAAUCUCCCCUCGCUUCUUCAUAGGAAAAUGUCGAAUAUAUUCUGGAAAAACAUUCAUCGCUGCUUCACAAGGCUGAACGUGGAACAUGAAUCUUCAAUCUUACCACCAUCACCCAUAAAACAAGAUUGCACAACUUCAUCAAUAACACUUCCCAAAAACUUCAACUCCCUUUAUGACAUGUCUUCAUCAGCCUCAACCUCCAAGUCCCUUUUGACUCCCUCUACUGACACCGACUUCCUGUCCUCUGACUCCGGUUCUGACGCCGAGUCGCCCCCUGAUUUCGCCACUAUAUUUGCUUCCCAGCGUUUCUUCUUCUCUUCUCCAGGUCGUUCCAACUCCAUCAUCGAGUCACCUGACACAAGGCCCGAAGCAGAGUUUAUUACGGAGACACUACCGCUGGAUGGAGGCGUUGCAAUCAAGAAAUACUCACCGGACCCAUACAAAGAUUUCAGGUUUUCAAUGCAAGAAAUGAUCGAAGCAAGAAAUUUAACUGACGUGAAGAAGGACUGGGCAUUCCUUAAUGAACUACUCCUUUGUUACCUUACUUUAAACCCCAAAAACACCCACAAGUUUAUUAUUAAUGCUUUUGCUGAUGUUGUUGUUUGCUUACUGUCAUCAUCCCAGGAAUCUGAUAGCCACCCCAGACCUGAAAACCGCCGCCGGUGAUACUCUCUUUUGCCAAUU
Molecule: messenger RNA, 862 nt
Organism: Durio zibethinus
Lineage: Eukaryota; Viridiplantae; Streptophyta; Magnoliopsida; Malvales; Malvaceae
Product: transcription repressor OFP16-like
Biological process (GO): negative regulation of DNA-templated transcription
Source: RefSeq, a predicted model, not a curated record